AUGACUGAUCAUAAUAACCCUUCGGAACCAUUCUUCACCAAAACAACACCAUCAACACCACCACCAUCAACAACAACAAUCUCUCACUCUUCUUCGGAAUUGGAGGAAAUUACCAAACUUUGGUACCAGCAACAAGAACAAUGCCAACUCACCAUGAAACAACUCCGCGAAAAUGAGAAUAUUGUGAGUGGUGCGGAUUGGAUGGAAUAUUUAGCACGAGUGUACAGUGAGAGACUUGCCAUUCAAACGGUACAUUUGCCAUUACACUCUCAGAAUGUCAUUACUUUUCAAAAGAUGAAUCAAAUGGCGAAUCAAUUGGCAUAUUAUUUAAUAACGUCGAAAUGUACCACUGACAGUGGUGAGGAGAAGAGAAUUUAUACGCCAAUAUCGGAAAUUGAAGGAGAAAAUUAUGUCAUGACACAAGGUGACGUGGUGUGUUUGUUGAUGGAAAAUUGUGUCAAUUUUAUUCCUUCAUGGGGAGGAUUAAGCAAGUUAGGACUCACCAUUGCUUGUAUCAACACUAAUUUGACAUCUGACAGAAUGAAACAUGCCAUCGAACUUUCAGGCGCAAGAGCAAUUUUUGUGUCUCGGAGAAUGCUUCCAGUUUUUGAAAAGGCAAAACAAGAAGAACAAGAAUUUGAAAUUGCAACUCGAAAAGCACAUAUCAAAGAUUUUAAAGUUUACAUUGUGGAAGAUAUUAUUAAUUUUGAUGACCAUCGAAUGUUGGAAAAUCCAGAUCGUGUGAAAUAUCGAGGAAAUAUUACAGGAGAGGAUGCCUUAUUUUACAUUUAUACCUCAGGAACCACUGGUAAGAGUAAAUGCGCCAGAUUUUCACAUCGACGAUUUAUUGGAGCAGGAGUGACAUGGUCCAUUCAAAUGGAUCUUGUGAAAGAUGACAAGUAUUACAUUCCUCUGCCACUUUAUCAUGGAAAUGGUGGAGUUGUGGCAGUUUCUGCAAUCUUUCUAGUUGGAGGUUGUUGCGUAUUGAGAGAAAAAUUUUCUGCAAGCAAUUUCUUGAACGAUAUUCGAACAUUUGGAUGUACAGCGACCAUCUAUAUUGGAGAAUUAUGGAGAUACAUGUAUAACACCCCCGAAAAAGAGGAUGAUGCUGACAAUCCACUUCGUGUUGCUGCAGGAAAUGGACUCAGAAAAGACAUUUGGGAUAAAGUCAUAAAACGUUUUGGAAUUAAGAAAAUUGUGGAACAUUAUGGACAAACAGAAAUGUUGAGCGCCCAUCCCAUGAUUAAUUCUUACGGUAGAGCAGGCUCGUGUGGAUUUAUUCCAUUCGACUUGUGGACUAAUCAAAAGAAAGAAGUUCUCGUUACCUACGAUUUUGAAACAGAUUCUAUCAAGAGAGAUCCAGUCACAGGAUUUUGUGAAAUUGCAGGACCUGGAGUACCUGGUGAAGACAUUACACAAAUCCCAGAAAUUUACAAAGCAUAUAAUUCUCAUGAGGAUAACUUGAAGAAGGUCUAUCGAGAUGUUUUUGAAAAAGGUGACAUUUGGUAUAGAAGUGGUGACGUGUUGAAAUAUGAUACAGAUGGAUUCUUUUAUUUUGUCGACAGACUUGGGGAUAGCUUUAGAUGGAAAGGAGAAAAUGUUUCAACAACAGAGGUGUGUGAGGCUAUCACGAAAACUCUCGAUCAUCAUAUUGCUUUGAAAGAGGCGAAUGUUUAUGGUGUACAAGUUCCUCACUGCGAAGGUAGAGCUGGCAUGGCUCGAUUAUUACUAGACCAUUCGGUGGAUGUUGCUUCUUUGGAUACUGAGUUUUUAGUCGCAGAGCUCAAAAAACAUUUACCACAUUAUGCCAUUCCACUCUUCUUAAGGAUUUCAACCACAGAGAGCGACAAGACGAGUACACUUAAAUUUAUCAAGAGUCAUUACCAGGCUGAAGGUUUUGAUUUGGACCAAGUUGGUCACGAAAAGAUAUUGUUUUUAGAUCCAUCCACCAAGAGCAAGUACAUUCCUUUGAGCAGAGAGUUGUUCCAUUCAAUUUUGGAGGGUAAAAUUCGAUUGUAA
Messenger RNA from Naegleria fowleri, 2019 nucleotides. RefSeq lists its product as uncharacterized. Bases 1 to 2019 code for a protein of 672 amino acids. Lineage: Eukaryota; Heterolobosea; Eutetramitea; Acrasida; Naegleriidae. Gene Ontology annotation, molecular function: long-chain fatty acid-CoA ligase activity; long-chain fatty acid transmembrane transporter activity. The transcript has a single exon. The record is from RefSeq and is a predicted model, not a curated record.